Rhinocladiella mackenziei CBS 650.93 is the source of this 1533-nucleotide messenger RNA. RefSeq lists its product as uncharacterized. Bases 1 to 1533 code for a protein of 510 amino acids. The record is from RefSeq and is a predicted model, not a curated record. Gene Ontology annotation, molecular function: oxidoreductase activity, acting on paired donors, with incorporation or reduction of molecular oxygen, reduced flavin or flavoprotein as one donor, and incorporation of one atom of oxygen; iron ion binding; heme binding. Lineage: Eukaryota; Fungi; Ascomycota; Eurotiomycetes; Chaetothyriales; Herpotrichiellaceae. The transcript is spliced from 3 exons.
AUGGCGACCCUGUCACUUCCUCAUUUCUCCAUCCCGGUCAUCAUACUGUCCUUAGUGGUCAUCUUUGCUCUCCGGCGGAUAUGGUAUGAAAUGACCACUGGUGCUCGAAGACAUCGUAUGAUUCGGGAUCAUGGUUGUCAACCUCCCUAUGCCUACCCUCACAAGGGCAUUAUGGGCAAACUAUGGGGGUUGGACGUCAUCAAGGAGCUGGUCCGGUCGGCGAAAGAAGGAAAUAUGCAUGAAGCCACACGGUUACGAAAUUGGUCUGGUGGAAGAAAGACCCUCACUUUCAAAAUGCUCAACAAAUGGAUGAUUUCUACCAUUGAGCCCGAGAAUGUUAAAACCAUCUUGUCCACCAAAUUCGGUGAUUACUCAUUAGGAGAGAGGAGGAAAGAAGUUUUCAUCCCCAUCUUUGGCCAUGGCAUCUUUUCCACCGACGGAGCCUCCUGGGAGAGAUCUCGUGCCAUGGUGCGGCCGAAUUUCACUCGCCAACAAGUGGCAGACCUCGACAUGUUUGAGGCGCACGUGUCCCACCUGAUCGACUCCGUUCCACGCGACGGAUCAACCGUCGACCUGCAGGAUCUCUUCUUUGGCUUGACCAUGGAUUCAGCCACCGAAUUCCUCUUUGGCCGAUCGACCAACACUCUGGCCCCUGGUCUGGAGACUAAAUCAGCCAACGAGUUUGUUAAGGCUUUUGUGUACGUGACUGAAUCUGUUUCAAAGAACUUCCAGUUGGGCGGUCUGGACAAAUAUGUUCCAGACCCAAAGUGGCGCAAGAGCGUCAAGAUCAUCCAUAACUUUGCCGACCAGAUUAUUCAUGAGGCGAUGGAGGAGCUGCGGACCAAGGAGCGGUCGGGGACUGGGCGCUACGUGUUCCUGCACGCCCUGCUCAAUCAGACGCGUGACCCGUACGCUCUUCGCUCCGAGCUGCUCAAUAUUCUCCUGGCUGGCCGCGAUACUACGGCAGGUCUGCUAUCGAACACGUGGCACGUGCUGUCCAAGCGACCGGACAUCUGGGCCAGACUGAAAGCCGAAGUCGAUGGCCUAGGAGGCGAGCGACCGGACUACCACAUGAUCAAAGAAAUGAAAUACCUGAAAUGGGUGUUGAACGAAUCUCUCCGUCUGAUGCCUGUGGUGCCUGCCAACAGUCGUGAGGCGAUCCGCGACACAAUCCUGCCGCUGGGAGGCGGCCCAGAUGGCAAAUCACCAGUGCUGGUCACCAAGGGAACAGUGGUAGGAUACUCACCCUGGUCGAUGCACCGACGGGAAGACUUCUACGGAUCUGACUCACUUGAAUUCAAGCCGGAGCGAUGGGAGACUUUGAGGCCAGGCUGGGAAUAUUUGCCGUUCAACGGGGGCCCGCGUAUCUGUGUGGGCCAGCAGUAUGCGUUAAUGGAGGCCAGCUAUGCGACCAUCAGGCUGAUGCAGACGUUCGCGGAGAUCGAGAGCCGCGAUGAGCGGGAAUGGCGGGAAUGGAUGACGGUGACAUUGGCCUCUGGUGUUGGAUGUAAGGUUGCCUUGUUCGAAAAGUGA